This is a messenger RNA of Bombus huntii, 4282 nucleotides long. RefSeq names its product vinculin (gene Vinc). Gene Ontology annotation, cellular component: actin cytoskeleton. The record is from RefSeq and is a predicted model, not a curated record. Gene Ontology annotation, molecular function: actin filament binding; structural molecule activity. The coding region runs from base 889 to 3981 and encodes 1030 amino acids. Gene Ontology annotation, biological process: cell adhesion. The transcript is spliced from 23 exons. Lineage: Eukaryota; Metazoa; Arthropoda; Insecta; Hymenoptera; Apidae.
UCCCUAGAUUUCUAUGUUUGUAUCGAUACAAUUUUCUCGUAUACAGAAUCGUAAUUCUUGAUCAUGAAUCGUGAUUCGUGAUUCAUCACUGUAUAAUUACUUACGUAUUUUCUCAUCCUAGUAGUACGUCGGAUAAGUUACUUCGUGUUAUUUCUCGAAAUAGUUCUGUUUGGUUCUUGCAACGCAUUGUUAAUGUUUUCGCGUGCAGCUAAGAUGCCGGUAUUUCAUACAAAAACCAUAGAAAGUAUCCUCGAGCCUGUUGCACAGCAGAGAGAAGGAUGAAGAUAGAAGGAGACAGAUUUUCGAUAAAAGGAAUUCAUUAAUUUCAUCUUUAAAAAUAAUUCACUUGUCAUAAUAUAAGAUAUGUAGUAAAUGUUUUUCAUAUGUUUUAUCUGAUCUAUUUGUAAAAUAUAUUUAUAUAAUUUAAGAUCUGUCAAACUAGAAUUAUUUGUUAAAAACAUAAUAUUUAAUACAUGUUAUGAAAUUUAUAAUUUUGAUUUUAUGCCAUUGAUUAUUAUGAAUGAUGUUAUUAUCAUGGUAAACCUGCCAAGUGACUUGUCUUUCUUUAUAUAGAACUAUGACAUCAUUCUACAAAUAUAGGGCAGGGAUACUAAAUUCAUCUUUAGGUCUAAAAGGUUGGCUAUAUGAAAUUCAAUCCUAGUACAGACAUUAUGAAAAAUCAUGUUAUUUAAACUAAGAUCAUUCUGUAUCUCUAAAAAAGGACAUGUUCUAGUCUACCAAUCAUUAAACCAUCCUACACAUUAUACAUAUGAAAUUACUAAUGUCCUCUAAAUUGAUUGUCUUUCUGAAUAUGCUAAUUUAGAUAACUCCAAUGUUAAUGUUUCGAGACUUGUCAUCUUACAUGAAGAAGCUGAAGAUGGAAAUGCAAUGCCUGAUUUGGGAAGGCCUGUGCAAGCAGUUAGUAUGGCAGUGGCAAAUCUUGUUAAGGUAGGAAAAGAAACAAUUAAUUCUUCUGAUGAUGCUUUGCUUAAACAAGAUAUGCCUGCUGCUUUACAACGAGUUGAAGGAGCUUCACGUCUCUUGGAAGAGGCAUCGGCUAUGUUAAAACAAGACCCAUAUUCUGGACCAGCUAGGAAAAAGUUAAUAGAAGGUUCACGUGGGAUCCUUCAAGGAACUAGUUCCUUACUUUUGUGCUUUGAUGAAAGUGAAGUACGUAAAAUUAUUAGGGAAUGCAAAAGAGUAUUAGAUUAUUUGGCAGUAACAGAAGUUAUUGAAACAAUGGAAGAUUUGGUUCAUUUUCUUAAAAAUUUAAGUCCUUGUCUCAGCAAAGUAUCGAAAGAAGUGAGUGCUCGUGAAAAAGAACUAACUCAUCAAGUACAUAGAGAAAUUCUGGUACGCUGCUUAGAGCAAGUAAAAACACUUGCACCAAUUCUCAUCUGCUCUAUGAAAAUAUUUAUUCACAUUAUUUCUCAAGGAAGUAAAGGAGCAGAAGAAGCAGCUGAAAAUCGUAACUAUUUAGCUGGCAGAAUGUCAGAUGAAUUAAAUGAAAUUAUUAGGGUAUUGCAACUUACUACAUAUGAUGAAGAAGAAUGGGAUGCUGAUCAGUUAACAGUAUUAAAGAAAGCACAAAGUGCUAUAGAAUCUAGGAUAAGAGCUGCUUAUGAUUGGUUAGAUGACGGACUUGCUUUGCGAGGUGGAGUAGGGGAAAAGAGUCUUCGUCAAAUAGUUGAACAAGCACAACGAUUGGCAGAAAGAUAUCUCCCGCCUUCACAGGCAGAACCAUUGCAAAAAUUAACUUCACAAAUUGUUACUAUGACCAAUGCACUUUGUGAAUUAAGACAGAAUGAAAAAGGAACUACACCGCAAGCGGAAGCUUUAGCGCGUGGUAUAAAAGAAAAAACAAACGAACUUCGCAAUGCUAUUGCCUCUGCUAUAGAAGCUGCUGAUAAAUCUGGUACCACGCAAACUGCUCACACAGUUGCAGGUCGUCUAGAACAAGCGAAUAAAUGGCUUCUUAAUCCACAACAUGAUGAUAAAGGACUUGGUCAGAGAGCUAUAGCUUUAAUUAUACACGAAGGAAAAAAGAAUCAGCAACACGUAGCAAGCGUUGCCGAAGGUCUACCAGGAAUACAUAAAGCAGAAAUUCUACAACUUUGCGAUGAAGUUGACAAUCUCUCUCAUCAACUUGGAGAUUUAUGCGCUCAUGGUCAAGGGAACACACCUCGUGCCCAAGAAAUCGCUCGUCAAUUGUCGCAUAAGCUGUAUGAACUGAAAAAUAGAAUACAACAAGCCGUUGUGUCGAGAGUAGUCGAAGAUUUCAUCGAUAUAACGACGCCUUUAAAACAAUUUACGGACGCUGUAUUAGCUCCGGAAGGCACUUUAGGUCGCGAUCAAAAUUUCAAUGAUAAAACCCAUGCUCUUCAAACAUUUUCCAAUAGGGCAGCAAAAACAGCCAGAAUGGUGGCUGCUGGUGGUAGUGGAGGUAACAAAAAAUUGGCAGAAGCGUUAACUGCAAGUGCUUCGCAAGUUGAAUCUUUAACACCACAAUUAAUUAAUGCUGGACGAAUUCGAAUGACUUAUCCAGACAGUAAAGCUGCGGAUGAACAUUUUGAAAAUUUGCGACAGCAAUAUGCAGAAACAAUGCAGAGAGCACGUGCAUUAUGCGAUGAAGCAACUGAUAGUGGGGAUUUCAUUAGAACUUCUGAAGAACAAAUGCAAAAGCAUUCGUUCCUAUGUGAGGAAGCUAUAGCAAAAAGUCAUCCACAAAAAAUGGUUGACAAUACAGCUGCCAUUGCUAGAUUGGCUAACAGAGUAAUACUUGUGGCAAAACAAGAAAGUGAUAAUAGCGAGGAUCCUGCGUUCAUUCAAAGAGUGAAUCAAGCUACAGACAUUCUCCAAAAUAGUGUUGCUCCGAUGGUCCAAGAUGCAAAGUUAGUUGCGAUUAAUAUUAACGAUAGUAAUGCAGUUUCUCGUUGGAGAGAAAGUAACCGCGCACUUUUGUCUAAUGUUGGACAAGUCCGUAAAGCUAUCAUAAUUCAACCAGAUCUAAUACCCCCACCAGAGGUAUCGCAAUUACAUCUUAAUGAUGAAAAACAAUUGCCAAGCCGUCAAUAUAAUUACUUCAUAGACAAAGUUGGUGAACCUUUAAGAAAUCAACCAUCGCCAAGCAAUUUAUGUGUCGUCAGCUCCAAUUUAAACACAAAUAAACCUCAACAUCGCUCUAUCAGCCCAUUACCAAAGUGGGCACGUGAAGGAGAUAACCCUGAUCUCUUAUAUCAAGAACUGGCUUCUGACAACGAGUUAGAAAAAUCAGUUCACGAUGGAGUAGGCUACUACUAUGAUUAUGGUAAUAAUGAUGAAGUCGUCCCACCGCGUCCACCUCUGCCUGGUGGAGAUAUUCCGCCUCCACGACCUCCACCACCGGAAACGGAUGAUGAGGAUGAAAUGUUUAUGCACGCACCGCAGCCUAAUCAGCCUAUAAUGAUGGCUGCUCAUGGCUUACACCAAGAAGUACGACAAUGGUCAAGCAAAGACAAUGAAAUUAUUGCUGCUGCGAAGAAAAUGGCUAUUUUAAUGGGUCGAUUAUCAGGUUUAGUUAGAGGAGAAGGUGGUAAUAAACGGGAUCUGAUCGCAUGUGCUAAGGCCAUUGCAGAAGCUUCUCAGGAAGUAACUCGUUUAGCUAAGGAAUUAGCUAGAGAAUGUACCGACAAACGUAUUCGUACUAAUCUCCUUCAAGUUUGUGAACGAAUACCUACUAUAGGUACACAAUUAAAAAUAUUAUCUACAGUGAAAGCUACAAUGCUAGGUGCACAAGAGACGCUCCCCACCUGGGAAGAGUUGAUGCUUUAUGGUACAGAAGAAGAUCAGGAAGCAACAGACAUGUUAGUUGGAAAUGCUCAAAAUCUUAUGCAAAGCGUAAAAGAAACUGUUCGUGCUGCAGAAUGUGCCAGUAUAAAGAUUCGUACCGCAUCUGGUAUGAAAUUACGCUGGGUGCGACGACAGCCUUGGUAUCAGUACUAAGAAAAAAAAUUGCUAUAAUGAAAAUAAAAUGUAACAGAUGGGUAAGACUUCUUAAAUAUUAGAUACAUUUUGACUGAUUCCACAAUAUAUGUCAUGAAAAAGUGUUCUAACGAGGAAUAACAUCCAAAUUUUUAAAAUUGAUUUUAACAGUGAAAUAUAUAAUAGAAUCCGAAAGGUACUGAGUAUUUUUAUUUAUGAUGGAUUUUCAGAAAUAAGCACUAUAUAUUUUAAAAAGUUAGGUAAUUGUUAAUUUUUGUAAUAAUUGUGAAUAAGAAAAAUAUAUAUAUAAUCUUUAAAUUUA